This is a messenger RNA of Acaulospora morrowiae, 230 nucleotides long. The record is from the annotation of a GenBank genome assembly. NCBI's taxonomy places the organism in Eukaryota, Fungi, Glomeromycota, Glomeromycetes, Diversisporales, Acaulosporaceae.
UUACAGAUCUUGAGAAGAAUAGGCUUUUAGAAGAUAGUGAUAGUGAUAUAGUUUAUAAUGAAGAGUAUAUUGAAGACUUGGAUAAUAUUGUCAACAAGUUAGAACAACUACAAGUAAAUGAAAAAAAAAGUAGAAGAAGGAAAAAUAGAGUGAGAGAAGAUAGGGCAAGGGGAAUAGAGCAAGAAAAGAUAGAACAGAAGGAAAUGGAGCAAGAGGAUAUUGAAAUAGAG